Aspergillus nomiae NRRL 13137 is the source of this 2577-nucleotide messenger RNA. Its product is annotated as Het-C domain-containing protein. The record is from RefSeq and is a predicted model, not a curated record. Bases 1 to 2577 code for a protein of 858 amino acids. The transcript has 5 exons. Lineage: Eukaryota; Fungi; Ascomycota; Eurotiomycetes; Eurotiales; Aspergillaceae.
AUGGCGUCAGGGAUGAAUAUGGGCUUCAAUGCCCUCCUCAUUUUAUGUCUUGUGCUCGUCGUGCUUCCCUCUCAAGUCCAUGCAUUUGGCGCGGGCAAUAUCGCGUCGAUCUCCACCGUCGAGGGCAAGAAUUGGCGCCAUGGUGAUAUUGAAGAUAUGCUCAAGACUGUCGCCUUUAUCAAAGGCCACAAGUGGACCUCCACCAUGAUGAAGCGCGUCUACUUUGGCAACUGGUUGCGUGAUUACUCCCAGGCGAUGGACGUCGGCACCCUUAAGAGUGUCCAAGCUGACACUAUCCGAAUCCUCGUCUGGAUCCUGUCUUUCAUGACUUUCGGUUAUGCGACGGCCGAGUUUGAGGUCACCUCUGACAGGCUGGGAACUUAUCGUCCCGAGGAGCAUAUUGACAACCCAAAGGAUUAUGCCGACAACCAAGAUGCACGCCAGUACGAUUCUCGGCUGCGUGGCCCGGUGCGUCAAGUUGAGCUCGACAUCGAUCCCGAUACCGGUAUGAAGAACUAUAUCGCCAACGAACGAGGAGACUGGUCCACGAGUUCUGGGUAUGUCAAAUAUAGUUUGGCUCGCAGUAUCCAUUACGGAAGACUGUAUACCAAGAAUAGAAACGAGGAGGACCUGUGCGAAGCUUUGCGGUGCCUCGGUCAAGGACUCCAUACUCUUGAGGACUUUGCAGCACACACGAACUACUGCGAACUCGCGCUUCGUGAGAUGGGCUUCCGUAAUGUAUUCCCGCACACCGGCACGCGGACUGAGAUGAACGUUCGGGGUCACCGUGUUUACCCUCUCGUAACUGGCACAUUCGGUAUGGUUGAUUUCUUCCAUUCCAUGCUUGGAGAAGCGACCGAUCAUUUCACCCAGUCGGAGGUUAAUGAAAUGGAUAUUGCGCUGGGAGAUGCACAGACAAAUACAUCUUCCGGCUCUGCUGGCGCGUUGACAGCACUGCUCGGCAAGGUUCCUGGCACGAAGGAUCUUGUUAACGAAGCUGAGGAGCUCAGACGUCGCUCAGACGAGCAAGAAUCAUUAAACAAGCGUGGCGGUCAUCGUUCAGGCUAUUCAACCCGCGGAUCUGCUCGGUCCUUUGACGACUUCGACUCAGGCAGCAGCCGAGGCUUUGGAGGUGAACAAAGCAGGGCUGCCAGAGCUGAUGACUCCAAUCAGAGUUCCUCGGGUGGCUUGCCCGGGCUGCCAGAUUUUGAUGCAAAAAAGACAAUUGAUCAAAUAUACCCUAUUCUGCAAUUCAGAGAUAAUGUCGUGCGGAAGCUCUCAUCCAUCAUCGAGAACAUCCCUGGUCUGGAAACCCUGGUCGAGACGAUCACUGAAACCUUGACCGUUUUUGUCAUGUCUCUCUUGGCGCCCUUCGUUCGUCCCAUCAUCAACGCCGCCUCCAAGCAGCUCCAGACUGGCUCCUCUAGUGUCAUUAAUGCUUCUGGUGAACACCAGUAUGAACCGUGGACUGACCCUCACUGCACCGACCCUACCCACUCCUUGCUGUCCAAGGAUCACUUCUCCAAUAUCCUCAAUGAGCCAGCUGGUCAAGUCGCUUCUGCCAUUCUUAAAUAUGUCGCGCCUCGUGUCCUGUACGCUUGGGAGAACACCAACAUCUCUGAGCGACAGGUUUCGGACGAUUGCCUCAAAGUAUUCCAUCACCCCGCUCUGAGGGAUAUGCGCAAUGAAGCACAUCGGACUAUGUACGAAGCAGUCGAAUCUUGGGUGCAGUCUAGGUCGGAUCGCGGCUCCAAGCUUAACGAUGUUCUCAGUGCCGAGGGUGUGAAGGCAGGAAAGAAUCAAACAGGAGAGGGCGGCCACUCCCAUGGGCACGGCCAUAGUCACAGUCAUGCACCUCAGCAGUCACAUAAUCACUCAGGGCAGUCACAGUACCGCCCACCCCAACAGCAACAACAACAACAAAGCUCGGCUAACCCCCUCGGCGAACUUUCUAGCUUCCCAUCCCAGGUGGUUCUUCGAGGAGUGACGAGACUUCGCAGCAGACUACACCCCCACCUGAGCCUCAGCAUCAUCAUCAUCAUCAACAACAACAGCAGCAGCAGCAGCAUCAGUCUUACCAUGAGCUAUCUCAUCAACGCCAAGACUAUGAAUCUCGCCACCAAGGCUACCAGUCGCAUCACUCCGGGGGCGAUCACAGCAGCUACCAGAGUCGCCAUCACAGUCAUGAAGGUGGAAAAAGUGCGGACUACUACAACGAAUCAUCGUCCAGUCAUAGAUAUGGUGAUUACUCCGAAUCUCAAGGACACAACCAACGUCGCCACGACAGCAGUCAUCAGAAUCAUGGCUAUGAUCAAGGUUACGAUUCUGGAUAUAACCAAGGUUCCAGGCAAGAUUCCAGGCAAGGCCACGGACAAGGUUACGGACAAAGCUAUGACUCUGAAUAUAACCAAGGUUCCAGGCAUGAUUCUAGGCAAGGCCACGGACAAGGUUACGGGCAAGGAUAUGACUCUGAAUAUAACCGAGGUUCCAGGCAAGAUUCCAGGCAAAGCCACGGGCAAGGUUAUGGCGGUGGAUAUAGCUCAGGUGGCUCUCGUUGGUGAUCUGAAUCAUGAAUAA